UUUCCAGCAUGAGGCGCAGGACAGGUGCUGCAUAUCAGAUUAAUUGGCGGAUCUCCUCACAGAUUGUUUUGUUGACUCCAAGUGAAACGUAGCCGCUUAUUCUAGACUGCAGAAUUAAUCAAUGAAUUCCAGUAGAUGAAAGAUGUUUAUUUGUUCAUCAUCCUUUUGCAGCACUUUGUUAUUUUAUUAGUUUAAAAAAAAAAAAGAAAGAAAGAAGAAAAACUCCGCAAGCACGUGUAAAAAUGGACGAUGGAAACAAACAGCCGCAUUCAUUUGGGAGCGGACAGCAACAGCACGGUCACCAUCCCAGACCUUUUUUCUACGUCCAGCCGCCAUCUCAGCCUUACUACCUGUACCAGCACUGGCAUCUCAACAACCCAUACAACCUGUAUGGUUUGCCUGGAGGUUAUACCUUGGGGCGUCCGAUCAUGCACCAUUACCCGUAUGUGCAUCCUGGGUUUGUUUUGCCACACCCCCAAAUACACCCGAUGGAUUACCGGCGAAUGUUUGAGCCUCGUUUCCACGGGCCCCCCUGGAACGACCUGCUUCACCAUCAGCAUCACUCCCAGCCUCAAGGCCGUCGAGAGAUGGCUUGCUCAGAGGCCCAAACCGACCCCAGUGACGCCAUAACCAAACUCAUCGAGUGCCUGGAUAAAAUUAGGGCCAGUGAGCUGGGCGCAGAGAGGGAACUCGACUCGGGCGUUGCCUCCCAAAGUUCGGGAAUCUUUUCACCGGCUGACGAAAAGAAAAGCGAGGAGCAAGGUGUUGCUUGUGCCUCCUCCUCCACCUCGUCUUCUUCAGUCCCAGACGGCGGCCAUCUGAAGUCUCCACCUGUGACGUUCAGCGACUCCACAACGGCGGUGUAUGACGGAGAGUCGAGCCAAAGGAGCAUCGAGGACAUGAGCCCUCCGGGAUGCUGGCCAGUGGAAUUUGAUGAGGAGUUGCCCCUCGAUAGCUCCUCUGUUCAUGAAGAGUGUCCCGCCGCCAAGCAGGCAGCAGCAGAAGAUGAGCCGUUUCUCCCUCCAGAGAGGACGUGCCUGCCAGAAAGUCCCAAAAAAGAAGCUACAGAUAUCACGGUCAUCAAUCAAAAUGAUCCCAAAUGUAAUGCCGACGAGCUCCUGAAGCAGAAAGGAGAAGCCGCAGCCGCCUCAAUUCAGUCAUUGCCGGCUCGCUUUCCCUCCACCCAGCCAACGCACAAGGACCCUACAAAAAGCGACAACAUCUCAGAGAUGGAAAAUCAGGCAGAAUCCCCAGAUGAGGUGAGCGUCGGCCCGAGCUACCAGAUUCUCAAGCUGCCCUUUGAGAGCUCCCUGACAGCCAGAACUCAGUCAGCCGCCCUCUCAUCCCCCACAGCCCCUUACUAUCUCAGCUACUUGACCACACAGACGACCCAUGAGCGGAUGAGCGUCCUCAGUCCAUCUCUGGACGAGCUUUCCUCCAGAGACGAGAUGUUCUCCACUGAUCUGGAGGAUGUGGAUCUCUUUCCUAAGCGCGUGUACACGAGCAGAAGGCUGGCAGAGGUGGUCGGCGGGUCUCCACAAGCAGCCGGAGGAGUUGGGAGAGUUCGGUCCGCAGGUUCAAAAAGGUUUUCGUGUGCCUGCUGCGGGAAGAGCGUGGCGAAAGGCGCGAGCAGGGGCGAAGUCCGCGGCUCGAAGCUGUACGAGGACGAAGCCGGGGACUCGGAUGAGGAAACCAGGUGCGGAAGAAGCUGCGAGCACCCAGCCAGAGUGGUUGUGAGGAAGCAUUUUGUGCCCAGGAAGGCCCAUCCUCUCCCAGUGAGGCCGGGUUCAAAACCUUGGUGUAAAAGAGGCCAGUGCAAAGAUCCCACAUCUACAGUCGACCAGGAGGAGGCGCUUGACCUGUGCAAGGAAGACCAAACAGGCAGGGAGGCUGUAGAGAUUGCGAGUGACCAGCAGUGCAGAACAUGCCAGGACAGAUUGCACAGAGAAGACGUAGCCUCUUCAGACCAAAGCAGGUGGGAAGACGGUGAUGUGAAGCCCAGAAGGAGACAGCCCACCCCGCUGCAAAGACAAGAGAUGAAUCCUCUGAGGAAAGUGCCUUGCAAGCCGCUGAUGUACCUCAGGUCAAGAGAUGAGAAAAAUGAUGACGAUGAUGAGGAGGAAGAGGACAAGCCGCCACAGUUUCACUGGGAAAGAGGUUUAGCGAUCAGAGGGGAUCCGAGGUUGUUAAUGUUCCAGGACUGACUUUUGAACGAAUGUGUUGAUCAGUGCCUCCAACAGAACGCCGAGUUACGUUCCAGGAUUGAUGUUUUUUGAAAAUAAUUUGAGCACCAGGUGAAAAUGCACUGCACAAAAUAAGAAGGUCUUUGUUGUCAGAUAUAAUUGAAGAGUGUAUAAAGUCUCUGCAGGAGGUUGACUGACACUGCCGCACUAUUCGUGAAUCGAUUUCCCACAGCAGCAAAAUGGCUGAUUGCUUGUGUUGCAGAUGUUGGUUUGCCACUGUUUGGGGCCAGUCCAAUAAAAUAUUUUGAUUACA
Messenger RNA from Myripristis murdjan (pinecone soldierfish), 2496 nucleotides. RefSeq lists its product as uncharacterized. Lineage: Eukaryota; Metazoa; Chordata; Actinopteri; Holocentriformes; Holocentridae. The record is from RefSeq and is a predicted model, not a curated record. Bases 243 to 2204 code for a protein of 653 amino acids. The transcript is spliced from 7 exons.